Molecule: messenger RNA, 657 nt
Organism: Raphanus sativus (radish)
Lineage: Eukaryota; Viridiplantae; Streptophyta; Magnoliopsida; Brassicales; Brassicaceae
Product: 60S ribosomal protein L23
Exons: 4
Coding region: 129-551 (140 amino acids)
Biological process (GO): translation
Cellular component (GO): ribosome; cytosolic large ribosomal subunit
Molecular function (GO): structural constituent of ribosome; large ribosomal subunit rRNA binding
Source: RefSeq, a predicted model, not a curated record
UAAGUUUUAUCGGGCCCAAUAACAUCAAAUCCAGGUCAGAACACAAAGAAAACCCUAGCAUAAGCAUAUAUAAACCUUGUUACACUGCAAUCGUAACUCUUCCUAAGGAAAGCUACUAAUCUGCAACCAUGUCGAAGCGAGGAAGAGGAGGAACCUCUGGUAACAAGUUCAGGAUGUCGCUGGGUCUUCCAGUGGCAGCCACCGUGAACUGCGCUGACAACACCGGAGCCAAGAACCUUUACAUCAUUUCCGUAAAGGGUAUCAAGGGUCGUCUCAACCGUCUGCCAUCCGCCUGUGUUGGUGACAUGGUCAUGGCCACUGUGAAGAAAGGUAAACCUGAUCUCCGUAAGAAGGUUCUGCCUGCUGUCAUUGUUAGGCAGAGGAAGCCUUGGCGCCGAAAGGAUGGUGUCUUCAUGUACUUCGAAGAUAAUGCUGGUGUCAUUGUCAAUCCCAAGGGUGAAAUGAAGGGAUCUGCCAUCACUGGACCAAUCGGAAAGGAGUGUGCUGACCUGUGGCCAAGGAUCGCUAGUGCUGCAAACGCUAUCGUUUAAAAUCUAUCUUUUUGUGUUCGUUGAACUUUGUCACUGUUGAGGAUACUUUGUUUCUUAAAUCUUGACUUGUGUUAUUACUUAAAUCUUGAUUUUAGUUUUCCCAAUU